Molecule: messenger RNA, 3411 nt
Organism: Alexandromys fortis (reed vole)
Lineage: Eukaryota; Metazoa; Chordata; Mammalia; Rodentia; Cricetidae
Gene: Gtse1
Product: G2 and S-phase expressed 1
Exons: 12
Coding region: 484-3126 (880 amino acids)
Cellular component (GO): microtubule cytoskeleton; cytoplasmic microtubule
Molecular function (GO): microtubule binding
Source: RefSeq, a predicted model, not a curated record
CGCUGGGACCUAACACUUUAGGGGGCACAGAAAUGGCGUCAAGAGCUCUUGAGGCUUUGACCAUAGAUACACCUGCAGCUGGGGUUCUGCCCCUCCUCUUGGGCAUGAAUCAAGAAAGCCUGGCUCUUAGAACUCUAGCUAUAGUGCAGGUCACACUGAACUGGUCACCAUCCCUGGCAGGUGGGAAAGCUUGGGCACAACAAAGCCAGCUUGCAUAGACAAAAAUCUGCAGACAACCAAACUGAUAGCCUCCUUCAGUCAAAUGACCUUGAAGCCAGCUUUCUGUUUAGUGCUAUCCAAAGGCUCUUGAUCCUGGCGGCUAGGAGGUCCUGUGGCUGGCUCCACUCUUCACCAGUUUACAGAAACUGGGAGCCCAAGAUCAAGGGAUCUAGUUGGGGUGGAGGGUGAAAGGGAGGGCCAGAAGAUCAGAGUACAGGAACGAGACUUCAGGCUGCAGAGGGAGAGUAUUUGUACGCAAGAGAAAUGUCAGGGAUGCCAAUACAAGCCCUAAGGAGAAUGGUGGUCAAGACAAACUGCUUCCCAGCUGCCUGGCCAUUCUCCAUACCCCGCCUCACCGCCUCCGCCCAGUUGCUAGCACAGACACAGGCGGAACGCAAAUAUCCUCCCGGUGUUUGCUGGGGAGAAGACUCACUGACACUUCCGGUGGGAGUGUCCGACACCGAGCUGAGCCAAUCCGAGGCCUGGAGUUCCUUGUGUGUGCGCAUUGGUGGCGCACAUCAUCACUCUGACUACAAUUCCCAAGGUGCACCGAGAGCAUCUCCCUGUUCAAACCGGCCAAUCGGCGACCGGCGAAGGCCAGCGCUGCGUUUAAACCCGUGGCGGAACACCAGCUGGGUUUUCGGCCCUCCGAGUGAAAGGUUAGAGGCGAUCUUCAUGGAAGGAGGAGACGGCCGCGACGUACCUUCGGCCAGCCAGGCGAGAGAAGUGAAGAUGGAUGCUGGUAGUAAGGAAGACAUUGUUCUUUUGGAAGAUGAAAAGUUUGACUUCGACCUUUCCUUGUCUUCUUCAAGUGCAAACGAAGACGAUGAAGUCUUUUUUGGGGCUGUUGGACAUAAAGAAAGAUGCAUUGCUGCCAGCUUGCGCCUAGGCAGCCAGGUUCCUGAGCGGGCUCUUGCAGCAGCCUCUGGCAGCCCUUUCACCUGGAGCCCUCUCACCGGGGAGAAGUUUGUAGAGGUGUACAAAGAAGCCCACCUACUGGCCCUGCAGAUAGAGAGCCACAGCCGAAGAGAGGUGGCCCAGGCUGCCAAGCCCCCAAAUCCUGGGAGCCAGGGCGUGGAAAGAUUUCUGCAAGACUCAAAGUUAAAGAUAAGUCUCUUUGAAAAAGAACAGAAGAGAGAGAAAAGCCCCACGUCACUGAAAAGAGAGACAUUCUGCCUGCCAUCUUCAGGGGUACAGCCUCUCUUAGGGGAGACCCAGCUGCUGGCAUCUCCAGCCCUGCUCAGUUCCCCUGUCCCAGCUGGCCCUGUUGAGACCCAGAGCAACCAGGAUCUGCCCUGCUCCUCUCAGCCGCUGCCAGGGGAGGCAAGGACCUCCCAACCUCCACAUCAGGCUGGGCCUCCGAGGAGGAUCAUCAGCAAGCUGCAGCCACCCCGAGCUCUGCCUAUAAGAGGAAAACCUCCUCACCUGGCCACAGAGAAGCUCAAGAAAGAGGUACCAACUAGUGUUCAGAGGAUGAAACCGCCUAGUCAAAAGGGAUCCCAGAGUGAUGUGCCCCUGGACAAACCCAGCACCGCUCCAGAUGCUGCCAGUAGAGGGAGCCGCCCGGGCAAACGAUCCCUCCCCGUUCCUAGCAAGUCGGGGCUGAAGAAGACCCUUUUGAAGCCACCUGGCUACACCAGCAGUCUCACGAGGAAAUCCUCUGCCUCAGGGUCUGCUUCGAGCCUCACGUCUGGUGCAUGCGUGUCUCCAGCAGCGGGCAAAGCAAAGUCCAGUGAUCUUUCAAAUAUGCCCGCUAGCAGCUCUCGGCCUCUGUCAAACACCAGCAAAUUGGGCAAAAUAGACCCCGCCCCUCUGCAUCAGGCUUUGCCAGCAGCCCCUGCCAGGGCAUCUUGCAAACAGGCCAGAGUGGCUGAUGCUGCCCAGACAACGGUAGAGCAGCCUAAGGCCUCCAUCCUGACUCCUCUCAGCCAACCACCUCAGACUCCAGAACAAAGACCGAGGCUGGGCCCUGACACGCUGACCUCUUCUCAGCUGAAUAAAACGAGCAGCGUAAAGCGGCAGGACUCCUACCUCAUCUGCAAGACAGAGGCUGCGUCUACCGAUACAAACCUGUUUAAAGUCCCCCAGUUCUCUGUUGGCGAGUCAAUUGAUGGCGUGACCCCAAAGUUCUCGCGGACACAUCGGCUGCAGUCCUGGACACCAACUAGCAGAGUCAUCAGCAGCACUCCUGUGAGGCGCUCAUCGGGGCCCACUUCACAAGGACUGCCCAGCGGUGUGAGGACCCCUGUGAGCGCAAGACGGAUGUCAGCGCUGCCCACACCUGCCAGUCGGCGCCUCUCUGGCCUUCCAUUAAUGGCACCUCAGUCCAUGCCCAGGGCUCUGGCAUCCCCGCUGUGUGUGCCUGCCCGGAGACUUUCUUCUGAACCCAGGAGAAGGUCCACAGUCAGAGCGGAGCCAAUACAGGAGAGCAGCAGCAAUGGGCAGGGCCGAGGCCUAUUCUCAGAUGAGAGCUCUUCCCCUCCGUCCUCCGUGCCUCAAGCACUUGACUUUUCUCCAGAGAAGAGUGACUUUCCUCCUUCCCAGGGCUCCACCACAGGCACAGCUCAGGGUGAAGCAGAGCCUCAAGAAAACACACGCCCCAGCGAGGAUCUUCUCCUGGACAUCAAGCUGGACCAGCUGACCAUCACUCCUGAAGCAGGGGGCAGAGACCUAUCUGACCACCCUCUCAUCGACUUCAGCAACACCCCUGAGUCGAACAUGGCUUUGGGACCCAGCAGCUGGCCCCUGAUGGACCUUAUAAUGAACACUCCAAACAUGGCCAGAAACAAUUUGGGGAAACCGCCAAAGGCUGAGCUUGGGCAGCUGAUCGACCUGGACUCCCCACUGAUUCAGCUGAGCCCUGAGGCUGACAAAGAAAAUGUGGACUCACCACUGCUCAAGUUCUGAGCAGAGCACCUUCUGCCCUUCACAGUUGACCUCUGUCAAGUCCUCAGACCGUAGACACAAACGUUGGAAGGAAUUGUAUUUGACUGGGGGUAGGCCUGUUACACUGCUUGUGUCUGGAGUGGUGCCCAGGUAGGGUUCCCAUUGUGGACCUAAGCAGUCCACGUCUGCGGCUGCCCCGCUCCCUGCCUUGAUUCUUUUGUAUGUAAAAUAGCUAAUGACUGUUUGUAAACUUAAAUUUGUUUGAAAAGUUAAAUAUUCUAGAUUUAAAUUAAAUUAUAAAUUACA